This is a messenger RNA of Centruroides sculpturatus (bark scorpion), 1467 nucleotides long. Its product is annotated as glyoxylate/hydroxypyruvate reductase A-like. The coding region runs from base 140 to 1135 and encodes 331 amino acids. The transcript is spliced from 11 exons. Gene Ontology annotation, molecular function: NAD binding. The record is from RefSeq and is a predicted model, not a curated record. NCBI's taxonomy places the organism in Eukaryota, Metazoa, Arthropoda, Arachnida, Scorpiones, Buthidae.
CGCCCGUUCGGCGUAUAAAACACAGUAAAAUGAGGUUAUUUAACGCCAAGUUUAAACUGUAAACAGAAGAAAGGUCGACUGGUUACUCCGUCACCUUGACAUAGAUGUAUCCUUUUUCCAUGAACUCUUAUCGUUAGACAUGGAGUCGGAUACGAUCUACGUCGUUUCUCAGGUGCCUAAUUUAGGUAAACUAUUACAAGAAAGAUUACCUCAUACACGUAUCAAGAACAUCACCCUACCAGCGAAAUUCGAUUGGCAUCGAGUGUUAGAUCCAAAAAUAAUUGACCUGGUGAAAGAUGCGGAGAUUCUCUUCUGUGACAAUACUUCGGUGGGGCAGUUGAUGUACUCUUUACCCAAACUAAAAUGGGUCCAAACAGUGUGGGCAGGUGUGGAUUCUAUAUUCAAGCGUUUGGAUCCCGAAAAGCCUUUACCUGUCUUUACUCUAACGAGAUACGGCGACAGUAGAUUUGGUGAUUCCAUGGCCGAAUAUUUUCUAGCCCAGGUCAUUAAUAACGAACGAUCUAUGUACAAAAUGUGGGAUAAUCAAAAGAUAAGUAAAUGGAGAACAGAAGUGUUCCUGAAUUGUCGAACAGUUUCCGAAUUGAUUAUAGGAAUAAUGGGAAUCGGCGUUUUGGGAGGUCAAAUCGCAAAGGCUGUUAAAGAAAGAGGAGCUACCGUUUACGGAUUGGUUAGAAAAAUAAGGAAGAAUUCCGAUACGAAAUAUUGCGAUAAAAUUUUUACGAAUUUGAACGAAUUUCUGAAAGACUGCGAUUACGUCUGUAGCGUGUUGCCAAGCACGCAUCUUACCAGGGGUCUUCUAAACGGAAAUGCAUUAGAAAGCUGUGAAAAGAAGCCGGUGUUUGUUAGCAUGGGCAGAGGAGACGUCAUCGACGAGGAAGAUUUACUCCACGCCAUUGAAAAAAACUGGAUACGUAAGGCCAUUUUAGACGUGUUCAAAGAAGAGCCCUUACCAGCCGACAGCGUUUUGUGGAGCCACCCGAAAAUUAUCGUCACACCUCACAUAGGAGGAUCGACGAAUACUUCAAAGAUAAUAGAAUGCUUUAUGGAAAAUUAUAAAAGAUUUCGUUCGGGGAGAGAAUUACUGAAUCGUGUCGACUGGAACGAAGGAUAUUAAAACUGGCGUGGAUCUUUUUAAUUCGCUAAUUUGAAAUAUACGAGAAGGACACACUUUAACGAGAUAGAAAUAGCUGUUUUUACAGGUUAUUCUGCAAGCCGAUUUAGAAAAAUUGGACAAGGAGCUUACAUCUUUGAAAAGUGUGCCUGUUACGGUACAGAACGUCAACUAUAUCCUCUUUCGGUCGUAGAAUUUGUCUCGACACUCAAUUUGAUAUAACAUUUCGACGUCCAUCUAUAAUUUACCUCAAUUCUAUUGUUUAUAAUAAUAAUAAUGAGAUUAAAAUGCUGUAUAAAAGAGUGUAAUAACGAAUAAAAUCUUGGUAAGUCCUA